This is a messenger RNA of Malassezia sympodialis ATCC 42132, 1320 nucleotides long. RefSeq lists its product as uncharacterized. The record is from RefSeq and is a predicted model, not a curated record. The coding region runs from base 1 to 1320 and encodes 439 amino acids. The transcript is spliced from 2 exons. NCBI's taxonomy places the organism in Eukaryota, Fungi, Basidiomycota, Malasseziomycetes, Malasseziales, Malasseziaceae.
AUGUCUGCCGAGGCGAGCAGUGACGAUGGCGCCGAUGAUCGGUGCCCAGCAUGCACUGAUGAGGCACUCGACAAGUCACUGUGGGUCGCAUGCUCGCACUGCGAGACGUGGUUCCAUGUCGCGUGCCUGCGCCUCGACAAUGUCGACGACUACGAUACAUGGUAUUGUGCGCCGUGUGUAUCCAACCCCUCGCUGCAGCUGACGCCCCGCAUGCGGCGCAGGUCGGCGCGUGAGCGUGAUGCGACGGACUAUGCGGCCAUUCAGGAGGGGCGUCCGUCCGAUCCGCUUGGACGUUGGGCGCGUCUGCUCGCGGAGUACGACGCGUGUCCCACGGCGGUGCGGCGCGUCGAUGGUGCAGCAUGGACGCAAGCAUGGAUGGAAUCUGCGCCGGGCGCGCUGGACGCGCCUACGCUCGUGCCCGCGUGUGAUGACGCCGAGAACCCCGGCUCUCAUAUCCCUGGCAUGCGUAUUCCGCCACGCUCCACGACGAUCCGCGACGUGGCGCGGCUCGUGGGGCCUGAUACGCACGUCGAAGUGAUUGACGUCAAGACACAGCGGUCGUCGCGUGCGUGGACGCUGAGCGAGUGGGCCGACUACUUCGAGACGCCGCCGGCCGAGCGUGCGAAGCUCUUGAAUGUCAUCAGCCUGGAGAUCUCGGGCACGCCGCUGCAGGCGCUCGUGGAGGCGCCCCGCAUGGUGCGCGAUAGCGACUGGUUCGAGCGCGACUGGCCGCGCGAUCGGCGGCCCCGCGCCGAGGACUCGGCCAAGUGGCCCAAGGUGCAGCGGUAUGUGCUCAUGGGCGUGCAGGGCGCCUUUACCGACUUUCACAUCGACUUUGCCGCGACCUACGUGUACUACCACGUUGUGUGGGGCCACAAGGUGUUCCUGUUUGCGCCGCCGACCGCCGCGAACCUGGCAGCGUACAAGGCAUGGACGUCGUCGGCGCGGCAGGAAAGCGAGUGGCUGGGCCAUGCGUUGCGCGACGUGACUCGUGCGGAUAUCCGCACGGGCGAGACGAUGCUCAUUCCUGCCGGCUGGAUUCACGCUGUGCACACGCCGUGCGAUACCCUGGUCAUUGGCGGCAACUUUCUCGCUGACUAUGAUGUGGCGAUGCACUUUCGCAUCGAGGCGCUCGAAAUCGCGACGCGUGUGCCGCGCAAGUUCCGCUUCCCGCACCUGAUCCGCCUCGCCUGCGUCCAAGGUAGGCCACGCGGCGCACGAGGCCGUGCCUCGCGAUGCAGUGCCGGAUCCCGCGGCUCUUGUGCAGCAGCUGCAGGCGCAACUCGCCGAUCCCGAGCGCUCUGCGAAGCGCGCGCGUAG